UUCCAGAACUGUUGAAGUCAAUAGUAUGAGUACAGGACCAAAUAACAGGGACCUUGAAGAGAACACUGACUGCACACGUGCGGCACAAGAAAGAUCUUCAAAACAUUUUACAUACUUUUAGGCCUUUGUUGUUAAAGUAAUUAUAAUUAAAUCAACAACAUAACAAAUAAAUAAAAUAUCGAUUAAUUGAUUGAUUAUUUGAUGCGGCGGUUUAACUGUAUUUUGAUGUCGUGUAAGAACUGUAAUUUUGCUUAGGCAUUGUUCUAGACAGAAGACGCAGGGGUCCUCACAGGAGCAGCGCAUGUGACGCACACUGCGCAGGAGCUGCUGUGGAGUACUCUGUAGGAGCGCAUUAUUGUGAGAAGCUGUCAGCUGGCUGUGUCUGCACUGAAGUUGUAACGCACUAUGGCGUUUAACUUCGGUCAGACGGGCACCGGAGGGUUCAGUUUUGGGGCCCCUCAGACUCCAGCUGCGGGCCCCACGGGCUUCAGUGCUCCUGCAGGAGGGGGCUUCUCUUUAGGGACCCAAGCCCAGACUCAGAGCUCAGGAAACCCCUCGUCUCAGACCGCAGGACUGACGCAGAGUAACGGGAGCACACAAGGAGGAUUGGGCUUCGGAGCCCAGAUGCAGAGCACCAGCUCAAGUGGAGGCUUCUCUUUUGGUGCCUCCCUUCCAAAACUCAGCACACCUGCAGCGUCUCAGCCUGCGAGCACAAGUGUGACUCUGGGGGCUUCGACUGCUGGGACGGGCUUCGGUUUCGGGGGUCUCACCACACACACUACUGCAGCCCAGCAGCCUUUGGGGGGAUUCGGCUUUGGGACGCCCAAAGUUCAAGCAUCUUCAGCGGCCCCAGCACAGCCCACCCCGGUGCUCUCGCUAGGGGCUCAGUCCACAGGUCUGAGUCUUGGAGCUUCGACUGCUGCCUCCACAGCCCCAGCAGCUGCAGUUAACUUUGGGAUUAAAACUUCAGCUCAGAGUCAGUCCCUGACGGCUCCAGUGUCCUCUCUGUUUGCUGCUCCUAUAGCCUCAACACCAGCCACAGGAUUCACAUUGGGCUCGUCGAUGGCCUCGGUGGCUCCUGUGAUGAGCUCAGCAUCCAGCGCUCACACAAGCCUGUCUCUGAAACCUCUAGGAGCCGCUCCUGCUAUGAGCACAGUUGCCUCUGCUAGCACUGGAGCUUCUACUGGCUUUUCUCUGGGACUGAAGACCGCAGCAUCUACUGCAUCAUCCACCAUCACAUCCACCUCCUCCACCAUCCUCACAACCAGCACUGCUCCAGUGAUGUCAUACGCUCAGCUGGAGGCUUUGAUUAACAAGUGGAGCUCAGAACUAGAAGACCAAGAGCGACACUUUCUUCAGCAGGCCACUCAGGUCAACGCCUGGGACCACAUGCUGGUGGAGAACGGAGAGAAGAUAACUGCUUUACAUAAAGAUAUGGAAAAAGUGAAACUGGACCAACGAAGGCUGGAUCAGGAACUGGACUUCAUCCUGUCCCAGCAGAAAGAGCUGGAGGAUCUUCUCUGUCCAUUAGAGGAGUCUGUGAAAGAGCAAAGCGGAACCAUUUACAUGCAGAACGCAGAUGAAGAGCGCGAGAGAACGUACAAGUUGGCAGAAAAUGUGGACGCGCAGCUCAAGAGAAUGUCCCAAGAUCUGAAAGAGAUCAUUGAACACCUGAACACGUCCAGCGGUCCUGCUGACACCGCUGACCCGCUUCAGCAGAUCUGCAAAAUCCUCAAUGCACAUAUGGACUCCCUGCAGUGGGUGGAACAAAACUCUGUGUUUCUCCACAGGCGAGUGGAGGAGGUCUCAAAGCUGUGUGACAGUCGCAGUAAGGAACAAGAGAAGAGCUUUCGUUUAAACUUCCAGUGAUCAUGCAGCUCUCUUUUCUCCCUAAGUUGUAAAUUAAUGUCAUUGUUUUUGUUAUUUGCUUUGGAAUAAAAUAAUUUCUUUCUA
Carassius carassius (crucian carp) is the source of this 1953-nucleotide messenger RNA. RefSeq names its product nuclear pore glycoprotein p62-like. The transcript has 14 exons. The record is from RefSeq and is a predicted model, not a curated record. NCBI's taxonomy places the organism in Eukaryota, Metazoa, Chordata, Actinopteri, Cypriniformes, Cyprinidae. The coding region runs from base 406 to 1869 and encodes 487 amino acids. Gene Ontology annotation, molecular function: phospholipid binding; structural constituent of nuclear pore. Gene Ontology annotation, cellular component: nuclear pore central transport channel; nuclear pore. Gene Ontology annotation, biological process: RNA export from nucleus; protein import into nucleus.